AUGGCAGCCCGCGCGCGCACCGUCAUCGUCAUUGGAGCAGGCAUGUCCGGCCUCUCGUGCGCCCGCACACUUGUGGAAGCCGGCGUAGAUGUGCUCGUUCUCGAAGCGCGCGAUCGCAUCGGUGGGCGGACUUGGACAUGCGAGGUGUCUCCCAAAAGCAAAGACAAGCCGCUGCACUUUGACCUGGGCGCGUCGUUCAUUCAUGGUAUUGUGGGCAAUCCGAUGUACGCGCUGGCCAAGAAGCUCAAGCUGCCGCUGCACCGCAACGAGGGUGUUUACGGACCAGACGGCCCGCCGCUCGAGCACAAGUUGGCGGAGCGGCUCAACUUUAACGUCACACGCGCCUUCUUCUCUGAUUCGGCGACGUAUGCUCAGGACUCCCCGAAGGACGUGCCUCCGGCAGGCGAGUCGCUCGGAGCCUGGAUGAAGGACGAGAAACGGACAUCGCUCUUCGCGGGACUUGACCACGAGCGGGAUAAGGAGUAUGCUCUUGCGCUGGCCGAAUCUUGGGAAGGCUAUACCGGUGCAGCGCUCGACGAAGUCUCUCUUCGCUACUGGCAUAGCGAGGUCACAUUCCGCGGGCCAGACGCUACGUUCAUCCAUGGGUAUGUCGGCAUCUACUCAGCGCUGCACGCCGAUGUUGUCAAGAACAAACACGGCGAAGUGCGACUCGGCGAGGUUGUGACUUCUAUCGCGCUGUCUGAGGACGAGGAGAGUGUGCACGUCACCACGGGCGAUGGCGACAAGGAGAGGACGUACGAGGCUCAGCAUGUGGUGUGCACGCUUCCGCUUGGCGUGUUGCAGAAUACGCCGCCCCGCUUUACACCUCCGCUUCCGAGGCGGCGACUCGAUGCAACCCACCGCCUCGGGCACGGCCUUUUGAACAAGAUCAUUGUCGCGUACCCUCGGGCCUUCUGGCCGAAAACUGAGUACUUCGGGCUUCUCCCUUCGGCGCCCAGCAUUGCAUUCCUGCCCCUCCUUAAGACACGCGCGCUGCUUGUCCAGAACUUGCAGGUUGUUAGCGGCCAGCCGGCACUAUUGUUCUUCAUGGGCGGGGCGGCGGGUGCGACGCUUGAGAAUGUUUCAGAUGAGCAUGUUCGCGAGCACAUCCACAAGAUCGUAACGCAUCACUUCGCCUGCCACACCUCCUCCGUCCCGGAGCCUGACGCAGUCGUAGUGACGCGCUGGAAGGCCGACCCCUUCGCCUGCGGCAGCUACUCUUUCCUUCCUCCCGGGGGCGACCCACAAGACUUCCGCGAACUCGCCCGCCCGCUUUGGGGAGACAGGCUUCUGUUUGCUGGGGAGGCAACAGAUCCGGACCACUAUGCGACGGCGCAUGGGCCAUACAUCACUGGGCAGAGGCAGGCGCAGAUGGUCCUAAACGCACUCCAGCUAGAAGCAAUGGACGCGGACGGUGAGGCGGCAUAA
Molecule: messenger RNA, 1428 nt
Organism: Cutaneotrichosporon oleaginosum
Lineage: Eukaryota; Fungi; Basidiomycota; Tremellomycetes; Trichosporonales; Trichosporonaceae
Biological process (GO): positive regulation of transcription by RNA polymerase II; negative regulation of transcription by RNA polymerase II
Molecular function (GO): flavin adenine dinucleotide binding; transcription factor binding; oxidoreductase activity
Source: RefSeq, a predicted model, not a curated record